Athene cunicularia (burrowing owl) is the source of this 3838-nucleotide messenger RNA. RefSeq names its product haloacid dehalogenase like hydrolase domain containing 5 (gene HDHD5). Lineage: Eukaryota; Metazoa; Chordata; Aves; Strigiformes; Strigidae. Gene Ontology annotation, cellular component: mitochondrion. The transcript is spliced from 7 exons. The record is from RefSeq and is a predicted model, not a curated record. Gene Ontology annotation, biological process: glycerophospholipid biosynthetic process. The coding region runs from base 1 to 1173 and encodes 390 amino acids.
AUGCGACCCACGGAGCAGCGCCGAGCCUUACCGGGGGGUGCGCGUACUCGCAGGGCUGGGGGGCAGCACCACCGAGCGACCGGCCCUGCCUCGGACCGACGGCAUGGAGGGAGGCAGGUGGCAGCCAGGGUUAGGGAUGGGACCGGAUCCGACCGCAGGGAGAAGGGGGGGAAAUGCAGCCUGUCCUCCCUCCCGCAGGUGUCCCCGGAGCAGGUGAUCCUGUCCCACAGCCCCCUGCGGCUCUUCAACCAGUUCCACCAGAAGUGCAUGCUGGUGGCCGGGCAGGGGCCCGUGGAGGAGAACGCCGAGGACCUGGGAUUCAAGCAUGUGGUCACCAUAGAGGCACUGAGGAAGGCCUAUCCCCUGUUAGACAUGGUGGAUCAGAGCCGGAGGCCAAAGGAGCUGCCGCCUCCAACCACUGGCUUCCCCACUAUAGAAGGGGUGAUUCUGUUUGGUGAGCCGGUGAGGUGGGAGACAAGCCUGCAACUUAUUACUGAUGUACUCUUGAGCAAUGGGAACCCUGGGGCAGAGCUGCAAGAUAUACCAUACCCCCAUCUGCCUGUCCUUGCCUGCAACAUGGAUCUCCUGUGGAUGGCUGAAGCCAGGAUGCCCAGGUUUGGCCAUGGCACUUUUCUUCUGUGCUUGGAGAACAUCUACAAGAAAGUGACAGGCCGGGAGCUGAAGUAUGAGGCCUUGAUCGGCAAACCCAGCACAGUCACCUACCGCUAUGCUGAAUACUUGAUAAAACAGCAAGCAGAGAAACAGGGCUGGAAGUCUCCCAUCCGACGCCUCUAUGCAGUUGGGGAUAACCCUAUGUCCGAUAUCUAUGGGGCAAACCUCUACAACAACUAUCUCAAGUCAGCUCACCAGAACCAGGCCCAGGCUGGGGUGAAGAGGAGCCUGCAGGCAGCCAGUCCCCAAACUGUGGAUGACCUCCAUCUGAGGAAGGACUGCAACAAUUCAGUGGAGAGUUGCGAGUCAAUUCUAGUCUGCACUGGGGUCUACCGCCACAAUGCAGGUGUUCCCAGUAAAACAGAGGAGUACACAACAGAGAUAGUAUUCCACGGCCAUCGGGACUUCUGCUUUGACCCCAGCCUGGUUGAGGCAUCUUACAUAGUUCAGGAUGUGAAUGAUGCUGUGCAACUUGCUUUCAAGAAGGAGGACUGGAGCUAGAGUUAAGACAGGUGUGCCUAAAGACCUACCAGCAGGGAAUUUUCUGUACUGGAAAGGGAAGAGGGAAAGGACAGGGAGAGACCUGGUGUGAUCUUCCAAUCCAGCCAACAUGAAAGAAAACUCCCUGUCUCAGCACUAAAAGCCCCUUACUUUUACUGAUACUCCACAGUCCUGACAUCUGCCAGCAGGCUUUCAACUGUGAACGUACAUUGCUCCUAAUAAUAAUUGAGCCAUAAUGGAAACAGGGUAUAAGGAAGAGCCUUUUUCUGGCAAUCCCAGUUUUGUUCAGCCAUCAGAGUUCUUUCUUUUCCACCCUUUGUGCGUGAAGACAAGGCAAGCUCAUCCUCCUUUUUGCAGUGUGUUUGAGGAUGAAGCUCUUCCCUGUGCAAGGAGCCACCAUCAGCUGAUGUACCAUUCGUACAAUAUACUAUCCGUCCAGUCUGUGAUGUGAGCACACCAGAAACUGUGUUGGUGGCACUGUGCCAAGGGAAGGCUUUUAAGUCUUAACAUUCUCCUUAUGAAGAGUAAGUGCCUAUGGAUUUUAACGAAUUCUGUUUGCUUGGAGAUUUUCCACUGCAGUCUGAAACAAAGUCCCAUUUUGCAGUUGUCAACCAGCUAUGGAGAAGUGGAGCCCUCAAAGGAAGCUGCAGUAGACAGAGCAACAUGCUGCAGGGCCAAGCGAAAAGUUACAUUAUUCUGUUCCUCUAGCAUUCUGUGAACACUUCUGCCUUUUUGCAUCCUGCCAGGAAGCCAGCAGCCUGCUUUCAAUAGCAGAGGAAACCAGAGAGUCUGAAAUUCCAGACUUGGCUUUGCCCAGAACUCAGUGCUGCAGCAAGAGGGUGUUUCAGUACCCACCUUGAUCCCAGCUGUUGCAAGGGACAUGCCCUUGGCCCAGCUGGCACAGCUUCCAAAGAGGGGCCCUUCUUUGAAACAAGGGCCAACCAGAAACAGUCACAGUCCACCUUCGCUCCUUCCUUGCAUGCAAGGAUUGAAAGAGGAGAUCAUCAAGCCAGGAUGGUACCUGGGCCCCAUAUCCCCAGUCUUCAUCUUUAAGAGUACAAGUGGAUCCGUCCUUCACUUUCUUUUUGCCUCUUUUCCCUCCUGUGGUUUGCAGCUCAGGAGUACCCCAUAUGGUCUGAUCCCUGUUCCCUCCUUUUUCUUUAGCAUGCAGGUAGAGUGCCUCCUAACAUGAAGUAGUAGCUGGGACUUGCCUGCCCAGGAACAUUUCCAUAUCCUUAAUGACAUGCACCUUCUGUUGCUUCUGUUCCCUUAAUUUGGGCUAUCCAGAGAAAGAUCAAGACCUAUGUUUCCUUAGACAGUCCAAAGAAGCUAAGGAAGCAUUGCUUGAAAAACCCCAUAUGAAAGACUGGCUCAGCAAGGAGUGUCUUCAUUCCAGAGGAGCACUGUGAUUUUAGAAGCAUAAAUCAGUUUGUGUAUGUGAUGGAAGACCUUUGGAGCCAACACAACUAAGUUGGUGUUCCUAGUUAUUCUCAGCUCACACCACACAGAGAUCAGAAAUAGGUCUGCUCUGCCUCCUCUUUCUUCCUGCUUUACCACGCAGCUCCAUACACAGGGUACAAACAAGAUGUUCUGCACAGAAGAUUGAGUUGUUCUUAAUUCAUAUCUCAGCAUCCGUGUGCACUGACAUUCUACUUCAGCAGCUGUCCAUCCUCUUGAUACUGAUUUAUCUUCCUAGGAAGGUCACACUGCAGAGCAGGCUCUGUUCUUAUGCCAUUCCAGGCUCUGCAUCUGAAGGGGACUGGGUGACCCAGUCAAACAGAUCAUUCACUGUGGCUUCUUUCUCUAUACCUUAUUUUCUGAAUAGGAGCAGCAAAACACCUCUUUGGGCGAAUUUCCCUCCUGUGAAAUCCAUAGUGGGAAGCAGUCACUUCCUCUCUUAGUGCUAGCGGGGGUUCUUCUUUGUCUUAUCAGGACAAGAAUCGCUUGGCUGCUUCUAAAGGCAGCUGUAAUGUGACACAAUCUUAGAUUUUAAUCUUUUGUCUUUCACUGGUGAGAAAAAGAAAUUACCAUUUCAUAUACUUGCACAAGACAAGGGCUUGUCUCCAGUUUCCAGAAAAGUACAGGGAAGGACUUUGCAUAUAACAGGGAAGGUCCUUUAACUUUCAGCAUGUCUCCACUGUCACAGCUGUGCUAUGGACCCAUUGUAAAAGGCCUGAAACUGGAGGUCCGAAACCCGUUAUUCAUAAACAAGCUCCAGCGUCCCUCAGCCUCACUUUCCAGAGGUGCCAUUCAGUGCAGAAAGGAAUUCUCCCUUUCCUUGCAGUAUUUGCUAACUUGGGUGGUAUUUUUCACAGGAUUAAUUGGGAACGGUCUUCUAGGCCAUGAUUACAUAGACCUCAGAGAGCUGGUUGCUGGCAAUAACUGCUAGUCACACUCUCAAUUUGGUAGAUACUUAUCUGCAGAAAUACUGUCCGUCUGUCUGUGCAGUGACGUUUGGCAGAACUCUUUCUUGUUAAGACUGUGGUGCCAGUUACUCUAAGACAAGGUACUGCAGUGUUCUUCAGUGGGUUUAGUGCUGCUGAAUCAGCUAUCCCAGGUGGAGCCAGAUGCAGUGGCUGCUGCUCCAAUGAUGGUGGUGGAUUUGUGGUAGGAACGUACAGAAGAAUUUUGAGAAAUCACAAGCAGUUUCUAAUUUCAUAUCAGC